Colletotrichum spaethianum is the source of this 258-nucleotide messenger RNA. RefSeq names its product FAD-dependent monooxygenase ltmM. Bases 1 to 258 code for a protein of 85 amino acids. The transcript has a single exon. The record is from RefSeq and is a predicted model, not a curated record. NCBI's taxonomy places the organism in Eukaryota, Fungi, Ascomycota, Sordariomycetes, Glomerellales, Glomerellaceae.
AUGCUCGAGCAGACCGGCAUCGACUUUCUGGUGCUCGGGGAUGGCCCCACAAUUGCGCACCAGGUCGGCACCGGCAUGGCCUUUUUCCACGGCGGCGCGCGCAUCUUCGACCAGCUGGACCUGUUUGAGCGCUUGCGGGACAUUGCUUCAGUCUUCGAACCCAUGUACGACUGGCGGCCCGACGGGACGCAGAACGUGUGCGUGCAGAGCGUGUCGCCCUUCUUCGACCGGACGCUCGGCUACCCCGUGCUGUUCUAG